Condylostylus longicornis is the source of this 1304-nucleotide messenger RNA. RefSeq names its product protein valois. The coding region runs from base 51 to 1160 and encodes 369 amino acids. The transcript is spliced from 4 exons. The record is from RefSeq and is a predicted model, not a curated record. Gene Ontology annotation, biological process: oocyte axis specification. Gene Ontology annotation, molecular function: protein binding. Gene Ontology annotation, cellular component: methylosome. NCBI's taxonomy places the organism in Eukaryota, Metazoa, Arthropoda, Insecta, Diptera, Dolichopodidae.
GCUAAAUAGUUAAACUUUUUGAAAAAACAAAAUAAUAUUAUAUUUGCAAAAUGCAACGACCGAAUUAUGCAAAACUUUAUAAAGCACCAAAGGGCUACGUUCAACCUGAAACUGAAAAAUUGCGGCAUGAUACACAACAUCCGAAUUACAAUUCGUUACAAUAUCAAUUAAAACCGAUAAAUAGAACUCCACGAAUUUUAAAGUACUAUGAUAGUUUUUCUGUGAACAAAAAUGGUGUGAUAGCUUUAGGUUGUAAUGAAUUAACUGGACGUGUUUGGGAUGGAUAUGUCUGGGGAUUUGAAAAUCUUCAAUCCCUUGAAAUGGAUGUGAACACAAAUUCCAGCCUCGGUGUUUUUAAAAUUCAUUUAGAUUCCAACGUUACUAACGUAAUAUUUGUUGAUCCAAAAAUAUUUGCAGUAUCUCAAGCAAAUGGCAGCGUACAAAUAUGGUCAACACAAUCCGAAAAUUCAUCUACGUACUGUCCUCUUUUGAUCGGUGCAAGGAAAGAACAUUUUGGUAUAUUGUUGUCUAUGACUACAUUAAAUAAAAAUAAUUUAUUAGUAACUGGAUGUAGUCAAGGGCUAUUGAAAGUUUGGGAUAUUGGAAAAGGCUCUUUAGAGUCAAUUCACUCAAUGCAUAAUGCGCAUUCCGACAGUAUUACAUCAAUUUCAAGUUGUUUCAACACAGAAUCUGUAUUUGUUACCUGUUCACUUGAUCGAAGUGCUUUAAUUUGGGAUUACAGACAACAAAGACCAGCUAUGGGGAUAUUUGAAAAUCAUGAUAUUGAUUUAACAGCAAUUCAUUGGUGUAAUGUUAGUGAGGCUGACAAUGAUUUAAUAUAUUUAGGAGAUGCGGCUGGUGAUGCAUAUAUGAUUGAUGUAAAAAUGCCAAAUAAGUUCUUAGAUAAAAUUGAGGUUCAUACAAGACCGAUCACGAAAUUCCGUUUCUCAGGUUCUAAAAUGGCCAUAAUCGGCGAAACAAAUAUGGUUAGGAUAUAUGAAAAUAGAGGAAAAUUAGCGCCAGAUGUGAUGUAUGAAUGUAUUUACACAGAUUCUACUGCGACUAAUAUGGUAAGGGAUGCUUUAUGGAAUCCACAAAAUUCACACGAACUGCUUUCCGUUGGUUGGGACUCUAAAUUGCAUAGACAUAUUGUUUCUUAAGUAUGUCAGAAGCUGGUGUGAAUUUUAAUGCAUUUUAAAAUUUCAUAUACUAUAGUUUUAUAAUCGGAUUAAGUUUUGUUACACAAUUUUUUUAAAAAGAAUUUUUUACCACAUUAAAAAACAAAAGGUUACCACAUUAGAUAA